GGCGAUUCCCACUGGGCUGCUCGGCUGGCUCGACCGACCGAUGCGCACCCGCGCGUGCAACUCGAGGGGAUGGGAAUCGCUCCCUCCCCGUCUCACUUUCUCCCUCUCGUCAAAAAACUAGGGUUUACCCUAGGCUCUGCCGGCGGCGCGGCGCGGCGCUGCUCUCCUCGUCACUCCGGCCGCGAGCGGCGGCCCUCUCCCUAGCCGUGGCGGAGGCGGCAGCAGCGGCGAACCCUAGCCCCUUCCGCGGGAAGGAGCGGACGGCGAGGCGCGCGGAGGGCGGCGAGCGGCGCAGGGACUUGUAAGAAGAAGCAGCGGGCGUUCGGGAGGCAGCUGUGCCCCGCGGACGCCGCGGACGGCCUCGAUCCGCUUUGGCGCUCGUCGUCGAGGUAGCAUCCAAUAUGCAGCUUCCCAAUCAGGUCCUUACUGGUAUUUUUACAAUGUAGCUUGUGUGAUCGUGUGCGCCUUAUUUUCACAUUGGAUAAGGUGUAGUCAAUUUGACACUUUGAACUACCCUUGCAACAUUUAUUAUGGAAGUUGAUGAUGAUGUGGAGGAGGAUGACAUGGAUUUCAACCCUUUUCUCAGAGAAGGUUCUCCAUCUGAGACCUCAUCGAGCCUUACCUCAGAGGCAGAAUGCGAGGAGACUAGUUUUGAUGAUCAAAGAAGUAGUGAGGUAUAUCCUCAUGGUAAUUUUGUCAAUGAACACACGGGUGACUGUGCACUCCCACAAAGUGCAUUGCUUUCUGAAGAUACCUGCAAAGAAACUAAUCCAGAAAGCACUUCAUCCCAGGUUCCUUGUGAGAAUGGGGAUGGUUGCUUGAAUGGAUUGGAACAAGAGGCCUUACCAAGUGAAGUUGCUUGCUCUCCUUCAUUAAAGGAUUCUCAUAACCUCUUGCUUGAAGGUAGUGAGGAAGAUGCGAUCUGCCGGCGGACUCGAGCAAGAUACUCUCUAGCGAAUAAAUCACUAGAGGAGUUAGAGACCUUUCUCCAAGAAUCAGAUGAUGAUGGUGACCUGCAGAAUGUUGAUGAGGAAGAGGAAUAUCGUAAGUUUCUUGCAGCUGUCCUAUCUGGUGGAGAUGAUGGCACACAGGCAUGUCAGGGAGAUGAAAACCAAGAUGAAGAUGAGAAUGAUGCUGAUUUUGAGCUCGAAAUUGAGGAGGCCCUAGAAAGCGAUGGUGAUGAAAAUGCCGAGAACUAUGAAGACACAAAUAUUAUGAAAGAGAAAGACGGCCGUAGGCGUCAGACCAGGAAAAAUAGACCGUGCACAGAGUUGUCAGGAGCAGCCAAUGAACAUUAUGGAUCGACCAAAUCUUCUUUACGACCAAUUCUGCCAUAUAUCUCGCCUGAACUGCUUGCUUCUGGCCAACCUUAUGGGUGGCAGUAUCCUUCACAGAGUACCUUCAUCCCUUCGUCAUUGAUGCCAGUAAAUGGUGCUGCUUUAGCAAAUGGAUUUAGUGACCAGCAGCUUGGUCGACUGCAUAUGUUGAUAUACGAGCAUGUUCAGCUCCUGAUUCAAACCUUCUCUUUAUGUGUUCUUGACCCAUCUAAACAACAACUAGCUACUGAUGUUAAAAAGAUGAUAGUUGAGUUGGUUGGCUGUUGUGAUCGAGCACUGGCCAGUAGAAGCACUAUUCACCGGCAAUUCUGUUUUGAACCACAGCAUCUACGCUCUUCAUUUGGUUUUUCUUCUUCUGAGACCUUACAAUACCAAUGGAUGCCAUUAAUUAAGAGUCCUGUCAUGUCCAUCCUGGAUGUCUCACCACUUCAUUUGGCCCUUGGUUAUUUAAAGGAUGUUUCAGACGCUGUUGUGAAGUAUAGGAAAAGCCAUGUAGAUGGCACUGCUGACAAAAAUCGCUUUAAGAAAGAGCCUCUUUUUCCUACAACAGUAUUUAACACUUGUAAAGAUGCCAACAAAGUUUCUCAAGGCAGAUCAAAUAGUGUGUCCUCAUCACCAGAUACAUCUGGGAAGUCACAGCAGAAGAAAACAUUAGCUGCUACCCUUGUUGAGAAUACAAAAAAGGAGUCUGUUGCCCUUGUUCCAUCUGAUAUUGCAAGAUUAGCAGAGAGAUUCUUCCCACUUUUCAAUUCUUCACUAUUUCCUCAUAAGCCACCUCCUACAGCUAUGGCCAAUAGAGUGCUCUUCACUGAUGCGGAGGAUGGAUUAUUAGCUCUUGGACUUUUGGAAUACAAUAACGACUGGGGAGCAAUACAAAAACGAUUUCUUCCAUGUAAAUCGAAGCAUCAGAUAUUUGUGAGACAAAAGAACCGCAGCUCCUCCAAAGCUCCUGACAAUCCAAUUAAGGACGUUCGCCGUAUGAAGACCUCUCCAUUGACAAAUGAAGAACAACAGCGUAUCCAGGAGGGACUCAAGGCAUUCAAAAAUGAUUGGGCAUUGGUUUGGAGGUUCGUUGUGCCACAUAGAGAUCCUUCACUGCUCCCACGCCAAUGGAGGUCUGCCACUGGCGUCCAGAAAUCCUACAAUAAAAGUGAAGCCGAAAAAGAAAAAAGGCGAUCAUAUGAGGCUAAGAGGAGAAAACUUAAAGCUUCAAUGCCUAAUUCACAAGCGGUUCAUGGGCAGGAGGCUGACAACAAUGGCUCCGAGGGUGCUGAAAAUGAUGAUGAUGAUUUGUAUGUCAAUGAAGCAUUUUUGGCAGACACAGAGAAUAGGAGCAUAAACUAUCAGCCUUAUCAGCUGUCAUUACCAAGAAAUGCUGGAAAUGGCAUGAUGAUGCAGUCAGGCAGCAGCCUCUGUGAAGAAUCUGGUGUUGCAGGUGACUCUGCUGAACAGCAGAAAGGAAACAGCACAAAUUUUGAUGUGACAGCUUCAUAUUUCCCUUUUAGUUCUUGCACUUCUGAUGGCCUUUCAUCUAAGCGAAAGGUACAAGGUGGCUCUUUGGACCAACCGCAGGCUUCGCAAUUUUCAAAAGAGAAAGGUAGCUGUGUGGUCAAGUUAGCCCCAGAUUUGCCUCCUGUAAACCUUCCUCCUUCUGUCCGUGUGAUAUCUCAGGUGGCAUUCCAUCAGAAUGCAACACAACUCAAUGGCACCUCAGAUAAUGCGGCAAAGGAUCUUUUUCCUGUACCACCUCCAACCUUUUCAGAAAGUGUUUAUAGACAACUAAAUCUGUUCCCUGAUCAUAGUACUAAUGUUAGAUUACAUCAGAGUGGGAUUUCUAAUGGAAAUACGACAGAAGAUGGUGCUGAGCAAGAUUUUCAGAUGCAUCCUUUGCUUUUUCAGUACCCAAGAGAGGUGCUUUCAUCAUAUAAUCAUCCGGUUCAAAACCUUAUCAAUCAUUCAAGGGAUCUUUUCCCCUUUGAGAAAGUCCAAACCGAGAAAAGUAACAAUCAGACUACAGAUUGCAUUGAGACGAGAACUCCUGUAAAUGCUAAUACUAUUGAUUUCCAUCCUCUCCUGCAAAGAACUGAAGUUGAUAUGCAUGGUGAAGUACCAGGAGAUGACUGCAAUCGCCCUUAUAAUCAAUCUGAGUGUAACAUGAGGGAAGCCCCAGCAGAUGAUCAGUCAACAGCUAGGAAAAAAUCCACAGGCCCUUGUGAGAAGGAAAAUAAUAUUGACUUGGAUAUUCAUUUAUGUUCUUCAAGGGACUACAUGAAUGGAAAUGAUACCGGAGGUACCAGUAGCAAAUUGAAUGAUAGGGCAGAGGUGUCUAGGAAGGACAAAGCUAGUGUUUCAGAGCUGGAGGAUGGAAAUGUUUGUUCCCAUCAUGGCAUUGAAGAGCCUAAUGAAGAAUCAAUGCAAGGCAUUGUAAUGGAACAAGAAGAAUUAAGUGAUUCAGAGGAAGAUAGCCAGCAUGUCGAAUUUGAACGUGAGGAAAUGGAUGAUUCUGAUGAGGACCAAGUUCAAGGUGUCGACCCCUUGCUGGCUCAAAAUAAGGAGGUUUCAACAUCAGUUGGUUGUGGGGAGUAUGAAGGCAGUAAUAAUCAGAGCCAGAACCAACAAAGGUUAGUACAGGUGGGUGGUAAACAGGGUGCAGCAACGCAGAAACCACAGAGGCUUUCUAAUGCCAGACCAGCAAGAGAGAAGCUGAAGGGGGAUAAUGCGAAACGUCCAGGAUCUAGAACAACCCAACGAUCAUCCACGUCCCCUACAACUGAACCUAGCCAAACGAAAACUAGAAGGCCUAAAGCUCAGCAGGUACAGAUUGGUGCUGAGCGCAAGUCCAGUGAUUCAAGAAGAAGCAGAAAAAAACCUGCUCCAAGUUAAGGUCUUUCCAACAUUUCGUCUCAUUUGCACAUCAGUUACCUGUUUGCCUGGCCGCAAUAUUCUCCAGAUGAUAGCACGGUAAUCUGCUGUCAUUCGCACUUCUGUGAACGGAGCAGCAAGAUCAACAUGCGAAGGCGAGACCUUGUAAGUACAUGUCCACUGUUGAAUAGCAUGACUGAAGCGGCGAUCCAUGAUUCACCUCUGACACCAUUGACACAUUAGCCUGCCAUUGGCUCGUGAGAAAGCGUUCUACUUAUGGUGGGCACACAGAGAUCGUUGAGUAGUUAAUUGCUUUUGAUUGACUUGACUGAGUUUGUGUCCUCGUCCUCUCCACUCUCCAGGAAAGUCUCAGCGAGUCAUGCGUUGUGUUACAGCUUGUAACAUGAGCCAAUGUGUUAAUAGUUUUGUGAAGUUGGCGUAGCGCCAUGGCCAUUGACGCUAUAAUGUUAGUAAAGUUGAUUAGUGCAUGGCUUAUUUGGUUGCACAUCCAUUUUCCUACCUGCACGCGCACAUAUCUUCAACCUGUACGCUUGUUAUGUAGAGAGCUCACUGCAAUUACAUAUUGCAAGCUUGUAAAUAUUUUUCAAGAAGGCAUUUCAUUCCUUAAACUGUUAAACAUUUUCCCCAA
Oryza sativa Japonica Group (Japanese rice) is the source of this 4848-nucleotide messenger RNA. RefSeq lists its product as uncharacterized. Lineage: Eukaryota; Viridiplantae; Streptophyta; Magnoliopsida; Poales; Poaceae. Gene Ontology annotation, biological process: regulation of DNA-templated transcription. Gene Ontology annotation, molecular function: transcription coregulator activity. Gene Ontology annotation, cellular component: nucleus. The record is from RefSeq and is a predicted model, not a curated record.